UCGACUGCGGAUUCGCACUUCAGUCCUUCGUCGGACGCGGUUCUGUGAGGUUCUCUUCUCAGAGUAAAAAUUGUGCGUUAAAAGUGUUCUCCUCUACUUUUGUGACGGGAAGUGUAAAUUUAAUUUUUAGUGAACGGUACCAGUGAACCUUCCAAAAUGAGCAGUAAACCGAUAUACGAGCCCCAUCCCUCGAUUUCGAAAAAAGCUCACAUCAGCUCUAUGAGCCAAUACAAAGAGAUGUACAAAAAGUCCAUUGAUAACCCCGAAGAGUUUUGGUCAGAGAUUGCGAAACAGUUCUACUGGGAGACUCAAGCUGACCCGAAAAACUUUUUCAACUAUAAUUUCGACAUCAACAAAGGGCCUGUGAACAUAAAAUGGAUGGAAGGUGCAUCGACAAAUAUCAGCUACAAUUUGUUGGAUAAAAAUGUCAAAAAUGGAUUGGGAGACAAAAUAGCGUUCUACUGGGAAGGAAACGACCCAGAAGACUACAGUCGACUAACGUAUAGAAAGCUGCUAGAAGAAGUAUGCAAAUUCGCCAACGUGCUCAAAUCGAAGGGCGUCAAAAAGGGAGACAGAGUUGCAAUUUAUAUGCCAAUGAUUCUAGAAAUAGUCAUAGCUAUGCUGGCCUGUACACGAAUCGGGGCUGUGCAUUCAAUUGUUUUUGCGGGGUUCUCGUCAGAUUCACUGGCUGAAAGAAUGCUAGAUUGUAAAGCCAAAGUGCUUCUAACAGCCGACUGUGUAUGGAGAGGGGACAAACUACUUGGGCUCAAGGAAAUAUGUGAUGCAGGAAUGGAUCGAUCUGCAAAGUUAGGACACACAGUAGACGCCUGCAUAGUUGUACGUCACAUUCGAAGACUGACCAGCUCUAUGAAUGCCAGUUCAGACAGUCAUCCGUCCAACAAAACUAUACCCAUGGAUGAUGACAGAGACUCUUGGUGGGAUGAUGAGAUGGAAGAUGCCUCAAGUUCCUGCUAUCCUGAAUGGUGCUCGGCUGAAGAUCCACUAUUUAUGCUCUACACAAGUGGAUCAACAGGCAAACCAAAGGGAGUUCUGCACACAACAGGGGGUUACCUGCUAUAUGCAGCCACUACAUUCAAGUAUGUGUUCGACUACCACCCGGGUGACAUCUACUGGUGCACGGCGGAUGUGGGCUGGAUUACCGGCCACAGUUACGUCGUCUAUGGACCACUCGCCAAUGGGGCCACUUCUAUCGUUUUCGAAGGGACUCCAUUCUACCCAGACAACGACAGAUAUUGGGCUGUCAUUGAAAAGUACAAAGUGACCCAGUUCUACACGGCACCCACCGCUAUUAGGGCGCUCAUGAAAUUCGGAGAGGCUCCAGUCAAAAAGCACGAUUUAACUUCGUUGAAAGUGCUGGGAACUGUGGGCGAGCCAAUCAACCCAGAGGCGUGGAUGUGGUACUACAAGAACAUAGGCAGUGAGAGGUGUUCUAUUGUGGACACUUUCUGGCAGACAGAGACUGGUGGACAUGUUCUCACACCUCUUCCUGGAGCCACUCCUAUGAAGCCUGGCUCAGCUACAUUCCCGUUCUUCGGCGUGCUACCGGAGCUUCUGGAUGAGGAGGGAAAAGUCGUCGAUGGACCCGGGGAGGGCUACCUGGUAUUCAGGAGGCCGUGGCCCGGAAUGAUGCGCACUCUCUUCGGAAACCACGAACGGUUCGAGUCCACCUACUUCUCAAAGUUCCCCGGUUUCUACUGCACAGGAGACGGAGCCCGCCGCGACUCAGACGGCUACCUGUGGGUGACAGGGCGCGUGGACGACAUGCUGAACGUGUCCGGCCACCUGAUGAGCACGGCCGAGGUGGAGUCGGUGCUCGGCGAACACCCAUCCGUCAGCGAGGCGGCAGUCGUGUCGCGUCCGCACCCUGUCAAGGGCGAGUGCCUCUACUGCUUCAUCACGCCCAACCAGGGCAUCACAUUCACUGACAAACUCGUGUCCGAGUUGAAGACCAAAGUACGAGAAAAGAUCGGACCGUUCGCACAGCCGGACGUGAUCCAGCAUGCGCCCGGCCUGCCCAAGACACGAUCCGGCAAAAUCAUGCGUCGCGUGCUGCGCAAAAUCGCCGUCAACGACCGAAAUGUCGGCGACACGUCGACGUUGGCUGACGAAAGUGUCGUCGAGAUGCUGUUCAAGAACCGUCCUGAAUCGCUAGCUGCUUAAGCAUAAUGCAACGUCUGCAAAAUACGCAGCCUAUCGUUCAUAGCGAGGCAAACUGCUGUAAAAAUAGGUAACGUAACUUACAUAGUGAGCUGCUGU
Messenger RNA from Nilaparvata lugens (brown planthopper), 2277 nucleotides. It is a transcript of the gene AcCoAS, whose product is annotated as acetyl-coenzyme A synthetase. The transcript has 11 exons. Gene Ontology annotation, molecular function: acetyl-CoA synthetase activity; AMP binding. The record is from RefSeq and is a predicted model, not a curated record. Bases 157 to 2181 code for a protein of 674 amino acids. NCBI's taxonomy places the organism in Eukaryota, Metazoa, Arthropoda, Insecta, Hemiptera, Delphacidae.